Molecule: messenger RNA, 4925 nt
Organism: Syngnathus typhle (broad-nosed pipefish)
Lineage: Eukaryota; Metazoa; Chordata; Actinopteri; Syngnathiformes; Syngnathidae
Product: latent-transforming growth factor beta-binding protein 4-like
Exons: 29
Coding region: 5-4414 (1469 amino acids)
Molecular function (GO): calcium ion binding
Source: RefSeq, a predicted model, not a curated record
GGUCAUGCUGCGUCUGAAGUUGCUCUCCUUCCUGUCAUCCUUGGCGCUCUCCUUUUCCCUGGCGGGCGGCCAGGCGGGGGUGGACCGGGUGCAGGUGAAGUUCACGCCGACCAUCUGCAAGGUGCGCUGCAACCAGCAGCGUUGCGUCAAUCACUGCGAGCGCGGCAACGUCACCACCCUGUUCAGCGGCCCGCCGGCACCGCCCCCCCACGGGGACGCCUUCAGAGUCUUUGUUUGUCGUCUGCUGUGCAAGAACGGAGGCGUGUGUCUGCUGAGGGAUCGAUGCCUCUGCCCCUCAAACUUUACCGGAAAGUUCUGCCAGAUUCCCGUCACCUCGCGGGCCACGCCCCGGUCCUCCUCCUCACCCAACGAAGUCGAUCUGACCCGAUCGGAGUUUCUGCUGCCGCUGGGGGCUUCGAAGCCGGACCAGGAAACAGGAGGAGCGGCAGCCGGAGCAUCCCUGGUGAAGGUGGCGGUGCAGCACCCUCCCGAAGCCAGCGUGAAGGUUCAUCAGGUGAUCAAGGUGGCGGGAGUCUCGGCCGGCGCGCUGUCUGGCUCCGCGGGGGCGCCGGCUCGGGCGGAGGGCGGCGUCCGGGCGCUCGGGGACCGAGGCGUCUACGCCCAGCACGCCGGCUUCAAGUUUUGCUUCAGGGAGGUCAAAGACGGACAGUGCAGCUCUCCUCUGCCGGGGCUGAGGAGCAAAGAGAUGUGCUGCCGGGGUGCGGGCAAGGCCUGGGGCGAUUGCGCCCUCUGCCCUCCACACGCAGCUCCAAACGACAGCGGCUGUCCCGUGGGCUUUCGAGCGGGCAACGGAAGCAACUGCCUUGACGUGAACGAGUGCCUGCGGCCCGGCCUUUGCCAGAACGGCCUGUGCGUCAACACGGCCGGGAGUUACAGUUGCGUUUGCGAGCCGGGCUUCAUCUUGGAUGCCUCGCAUGGACUCUGCAUCUCCCACAGGGUGAUAUCUGAGGAGAAGGGCCAGUGCCACCGGGUCCUGGGCUCCGGUCCGGGCCCGUCCUCCUGCUCGCUGCCCAUCCUCAGGAACAUCACCAAGCAGAUCUGCUGCUGCAGCAGAGUCGGCAAAGCCUGGGGGCCCGACUGCCAGCGCUGCCCCCACUUUGGCUCGGCGGCUUUCAGGGAGAUCUGCCCCGCCGGUCCGGGCUACCACUACUCCGCCUCCGUCCUGCCCUUCAGCCAGAAGACGGCGGCAGACCAACUGGCCGCCCGAGGAGCGGCUAACCGGCAACAUCACAGCGCCGGCGGGUCUGAGCAGAAGCCCCCCUCCGGCCAACCCGCUUCAGCCGCACCUCGCCCGGCUGUCAGCCCGCCGUCGUCCAGACCCGCGACUCCCGGGAGCGCCGCCCGGCACAAGCCGCGGCCGACCCGCCCGGAACCGACCCGCCCGGAACCGACCGCCUCUGCGGUCAAAUCGCCACCGCGAUCCGGCGAGAGUCGCGCUACGGGCCGCGAUCACGGAACUGUCGGGAGUCAGGGCGUGACUGACGGGCGUCAAGGCAUCGCCAGGCAGAACCAAGGCAUCGCCGGCAACCAAGGCUCAAAUCGGAACCAAAACGUGACCGGGAGUCGAGGCUGGAGUCGGAACCCAGACGCUAGCGGGGACCGACGUACCGGCGGGAGGCAAGACGCUGACGGGAACCAAGCGACCGCUCGCAAACAAGGCACCAACUCGGGCGCCAGUCCACCUGUCAAUCAAAGCCCAGGCAACGGUCGGAGCCAAGGGGGCAGCGGCAGGAGCCACGCUACCAAUCGGAACCAAGGCGCCGGCCGAGGCGGCGGGCAAGGUGCCGGCCAAGCCGCCGGCCGAGGCGCCGGCCAAGGCCCCGGCCGAGGCGCCGGCCAAGGCGCCGGUGAGAGUCACAAAAAGCAAGGAACAAGUGGGAGUCAAGCUCUUCUGCCGGGAAGAGGAGAUUCCCUUCCGGACCUGGCUCCGGCUCGGCGGAUCCCCGACGGAGAUGUCGGAUCCCCGCAGACGACCACGGGGCCGCCCCAAGUCCAGCUCCGAGGCGUGUGUGAGCGCAAAGCCGACGUGUGCGGCGCCGGUCGCUGCGUGGACGGGCCGGCCGGCAAACACGUGUGCGUGUGCCACCAAGGCUACCGGGCCAACGCCCAGCGCACACACUGCCAGGAUGUGAAUGAGUGUGUCGCGUCUGGAGGUGUGUGCGCUCCAGGCGAGUGCGUGAACAGCGAAGGUGGCUACCGAUGCGUUUGUCCGCCCGGAUACAAGACGGACGCUCGGAAGAGCAGCUGUCAAGACGUAAACGAGUGCGAGGAUCCCCUGCUGUGUCCCGGUCAGGAGUGCCUCAACAAUCCCGGGUCGUAUCGCUGCGUCUCCUGUCGGCCGGGAUUCCGACUUCUGAACGGCGUGUGCGCAGACAUCGACGAGUGCGUCCGUGCCCCGUGCGCCGACGGAGAGUGCCAAAACACAGCGGGUGGCUUCCGAUGCCUCUGUCGUCCCGGUUACGAGCUCAAGAACAACACCUGCGCAGAUGUGGACGAGUGCGCGCAGCCGUCUCAGUGUCCAGGUGAGACGUGCGUCAAUUCUGCGGGCUCGUAUCGCUGCGUGUCCUGCCGCCCGGGAUACGUGCUGAGCGACAAACAGUGCGCAGAUGUGAACGAGUGUGAGGACGGAGCGCUGUGUCCAGGCGGGCGCUGCGUCAACACCAAGGGCUCCUACAAGUGUGUGGACUGUCGCCAAGGUUACCGUGCUACAAAUGGACUGUGUGAAGACGUGGACGAGUGCGCAAAUGCGUCGGCGUGCGAGGCGGAGCGCGUGUGCGUCAACACCGCUGGCUCGUUCCGCUGCGACUGCUUACCGGGGUAUCGAACGUUUGGCCGGGGCAGAGCGUGUCGAGACAUCGACGAGUGUCUGGAGGAGAACUGGUGCCCCCCCACGGGAGAGUGCAUCAACACGCCGGGCUCCUUCACGUGCGCCUGUCCGCUUGGCUACGCGCUCAGCCGGGCCCCCGGCAACAACGCAAGCUGCGUCGAGGCUUUCCCCGUCCGUCCUUCCCCGUCUUGGCCGUCCUUCUCGGAGGCGGGGGGCGAGCUGCGCGAGUGCUACUACAACGUGGGCUCGUCGUGUCAUUUACUGGCCGCCAACAGCAGCUGGCAGGAGUGCUGCUGCACCUUGGGGGAGGGCUGGGGCCUGGGCUGCAGGUACCACGCCUGCCCUCCCGCCCACUCAGCCGACUUCCUGACGCUGUGUCCCAGCGGGAGAGGAUACGUGACAGCCGGGGACGCGGCCUUCAGCUACACAGACGUGGACGAGUGCAAGCGCUUCCAUCCGGAAGUGUGCAAGAACGGCGUUUGCGUCAACAACAUUCCCGGUUACAGCUGUUACUGCUCCAGCGGAUUUGUUUACAACGUCGCGCUCCUCGAGUGUGUCGAUCUGGACGAGUGCGAGCAGGAGAGCUGCGAGGGCGGCUUGUGCGUCAACACCUUGGGUUCUUAUUAUUGCAGCUGUCCGCCGCCUCUGGCGCUGGACGACACGCAACGCAAGUGCGUCAACGCCUCUCGCCUCUCCCUGGAUGAGAACUUGUCGGUGUGCUGGCAGACGGUGAGCGCCGAGCUGAUGUGUCAGAGUCCCUUGCUGGGGGCGCGGGUCACCUUCAGCGACUGCUGCUGCCUCUACGGCCAGGGCUGGGGCAUGGAGUGCGCGCUGUGCCCGCAAAGCGACUCCGACGACUUUGGCAGUCUGUGCAGUUCCUCCCUUCCCGCCGCCGUCUUCCCCGAGGCGCCGGGAAGGGAAGCGCUCGGAACGGGACGAGAGGGAGGCCCGCCUUUCUUCCCCCCGUUCGGCAGCGACGCCUUCGCCCCGCCCACCGACUACGACGACUACUCUCCCGUUGGCGAGUCCGAGUUCCCGGGCGGGACGCCGCCGGCCGUCGCUUAUCCCGCCGGCCCACCGCGCUUUGGCGCGGGUUACUACCCGGGGAGCGACUACGAGGACUCGCCGCCGCCGCUAGGCGCGCCUCCCCUCAGCUCGGCUCCGCUCCCCCGAGGAUCUCCUUUCGACGAGGAGGCCGAGCCUUGGGGGCCCGCGGCGCCGUUCCGGCCUUACGCGGAAGGGAGGCUAUAUGAGCGGCGCUACGACACCUACGCCGGCCUGAGCGCGGCGGCGGCGGCGGCGGCGGAGGAUUGCGGCAUUCUGGACGGCUGCGAGAACGGCAUGUGCAUCCGCCUGGAUGAGGGCUACACCUGCGACUGUUACCACGGUUACCGGCUGGACGCCACCGCCAUGACCUGCGUCGACGUCGACGAGUGCGAGGGCGGCGUCGACGUGGACUUCCCGUGCGUCAACUCGCGCUGCGUCAACACGGACGGUUCCUUCCGAUGCGUGUGUCGGCGCGGCUACGUCAUGUCGCGCACGCUCAACCGCUGCGUGCCCGCCUAGGCUGGACAGGGACCAACAAGACCGGACCGGGUGGAACCGCUCCAAAGCGGGGCGGAGACGCCGAGACCGCAAAAGCAUGCGGAGUGAACCUUCAGCUGGACUCCAACCGGCUUCGGGAAGUCCCUGCCAAGGUCCAAUUUGAAGUCCAAGUUUGGCCUUAGCAUUUGCUCUUCACGCAGUUAGCCAGGUGGAAUUUGCCUUCCAUGUCAUUGGUCUCGUUGUCAUACUUCCGAUUUUCAAUCUUCACCCAAAUUGGAUGAUUGAUUGCCUGUUUGUUUUACUUCAUUCUAGUUGUGUGCGUGAGACGGUGGGGCACCACCAAAUAACAGCUCGUAUCCUGGACUUGUAAAUAUUUCUCCAUAAAUGAAAUUUCAAAUUUUGUCUCACAUCCUGUGUUUUAGUCUGGUCUCACUGUCAUCGUUGUUGUUGUUUUUUUUCCAAAAUGUAUCAGCCUUUCCAUUUGUGUGAACAUUUUUAUUUGUGUGAUCAAAUAAAGCCAAUUAUAAUUUUA